AUGGUUUCUACGCGACACCAUCCCCGCGACUUUCCGCCUCCAUCAACGGGAAAGGCCUCCUCGCCAUCUAACAACAGCAAUGGCACUACGAAUAGAUGGGUACACGCCCCAUCGACUGCGAUCAUCAUUUGGCUCGUCGUGUCAGUCCCGGUAGUUAUCUGGGAUGCAGGCUAUGUGUUGCUCCGGCCGCAUAGCAUGCCAGGCAACAAAUUGCAUUUCCCUAUCUGGAUUCCUUAUGCGCGGUAUGGAGCAAUCGACUAUAUCUACGGCUGGCCGGCGUUCAAUGCUCGGAACGGUUUCCCAGCAGCACAAACAGUCUUGAACCUUGUGGAAUGUAUCGGGUACAUCUAUUACCUCUGGAUGGUGUAUAGGCACGGAGUCUCAUCGUCGGGCGGUCGCGGGCAGCGCAAAACUAAAAAGGGGCUUAUGUGGAUGUUGAGGACCGAGAAGGUGGUCUCUGGACGAACUGGAGCCACUGCCCUUCUAGUCGCGUACAGCGCAUCUCUUGCGACUCUCAGCAAGACUGUUCUCUACUUGCUGAACGAGGUUUUCUCCGGCUUUGAUAAUAUAGGACAUAACGAUGCUAUAACUCUGAUCUCUCUGUGGAUUAUACCAAAGUGGGCCAGUGGUCUUUGGAUUAUUUUCCCUGGUUACAAUAGUUAUAUCUUGGGCGCGGAAAUCGUGGCUUCCCUUGAAAGCGCCGUGCCACGCCAGCGUGUUGGACGAUCUAAGUUGUAG
Aspergillus oryzae RIB40 is the source of this 738-nucleotide messenger RNA. RefSeq lists its product as uncharacterized. The transcript has 3 exons. NCBI's taxonomy places the organism in Eukaryota, Fungi, Ascomycota, Eurotiomycetes, Eurotiales, Aspergillaceae. The record is from RefSeq and is a predicted model, not a curated record. The coding region runs from base 1 to 738 and encodes 245 amino acids.